Microthlaspi erraticum is the source of this 615-nucleotide messenger RNA. The record is from the annotation of a GenBank genome assembly. Lineage: Eukaryota; Viridiplantae; Streptophyta; Magnoliopsida; Brassicales; Brassicaceae.
AUGGCGAGCUCAGUGACGCUGCUUCUAUGGAGUCUUCUUCUUCUGGGAACCAUAAGCGCUAUUCAGGCCAAAAAGUCCAAGGAGAACUUGAAGGAGAUCACAAACAAGGUUUAUUUCGAUGUCGAAAUUGAUGGGAAAGAAGCCGGUCGUAUUGUCAUGGGUCUAUUUGGCAAGACAGUUCCUAAAACUGCAGAGAAUUUCCGAGCUUUGUGCACUGGGGAAAAGGGAAUAGGUAAGAAAGGGAAGGCUCUCCAUUACAAGGGAAGUUCUUUCCACAGGAUCAUACCAAGCUUUAUGCUUCAAGGAGGCGACUUUACAGAUGGAAAUGGAAUGGGAGGAGAAUCUAUCUAUGGUGAGACGUUUGCUGAUGAGAACUUCAAACUCAAGCAUACCGGUCCAGGGUUUCUAUCAAUGGCAAACGCCGGUGAAGACACCAACGGAUCACAGUUUUUCAUCACUACAGUAACAACCAGCUGGUUGGACGGGAGGCAUGUAGUAUUCGGGAAGGUAGUGAGCGGAAUGGACGUGGUUUACAAAAUCGAAGCUGAAGGUAACCAGAGUGGAACACCUAAGGGUAAAGUUGUGAUUGUGGACAGUGGCGAGCUUCCUCUGUAA